AUGCAUCUCAUCCUCACCGGCGCCACAGGUCUGGUAGGCUCUGCCUGCCUCCACCAGAUGCUUACCAACAACCUGGUCACCACGGUGUCGAUCCUCAGCCGUCGACCUGUCCCGAUGGCUGAAGGUCAUCCCAAGGUCAAAACCAUACUACAUACCGACUUCAACCAGUACCCAACUGAGGUCCUGAAUCAGCUCAAAGGUGCCACGGGCUGUGUCUGGGCCUUGGGCGUUAGCGUCAAUGAUGUGAGCAAGGAGUUUUACGAAGAGAUUGUGGUAUCAUACCCACUCGCUGCCGCUAAAGCGUUCGCCUCGCUGUCAGAGUCUUUCAAUUUCGUCUACGUCUCGGGCGAAGGCGCCACUACGACACCCGGACGUUUUACGCCCUUCUUUGGUAGAGUCAAAGGCCGCAUCGAAGCUCAAUUACAAGCACUUAGCACCGAGCCGGCAUAUGCGAGCUUGAAAGUCUAUUCCCUCCGUCCCGCUGGGGUGGAUCCAAAGUUCCAUGAGGAGAUUCACGGAUGGAUUCCGAAGCUGAAGCCAGCGGGUAAAGCUGUUGGGUACCCCAUCGUGUUCACAAUUUUGAGAACUGUCAAUCCUGGUUUCAUUAGUCCGACCAGAGAGCUCGGGAAAGUGCUGGUUGACUUGGCCAUGAACGACGGGAAGCCGCUGAGCGGCGCGGGGGUACUUGCGGAUGGUCGGACGAUAUCGAAUCUUGGUAUGAGGAGGUUAGCAGGUCUUUAA
This is a messenger RNA of Letharia columbiana, 741 nucleotides long. RefSeq lists its product as uncharacterized. The coding region runs from base 1 to 741 and encodes 246 amino acids. The transcript is spliced from 3 exons. The record is from RefSeq and is a predicted model, not a curated record. NCBI's taxonomy places the organism in Eukaryota, Fungi, Ascomycota, Lecanoromycetes, Lecanorales, Parmeliaceae.